Molecule: messenger RNA, 237 nt
Organism: Gongylonema pulchrum
Lineage: Eukaryota; Metazoa; Nematoda; Chromadorea; Rhabditida; Gongylonematidae
Source: the annotation of a GenBank genome assembly
CAGAAAAUCGAUCUAGAUAUGCUGGGAAUGGGUAAUCGAAAAGUGGAGACAUUCUCUAUAGCGAUGCCGGAAACACUCUCGACGAGUUCAACACCGAGCGCCACCGAAGGGUCCGGAAACACUCUACCAACUUACGCAACGACAAUGCCAUCAACACCGACAGCAACCAAAUCGAGCGGCGAGGAAACAGCAACAUCAAAUACUAAGUACUUUUCCUGGCAUCUCCGAGUAAUUUAG